GUGUCCGUUUUGAGCUCUAGAAGUUGUGUUUGUAUAGUUCUACACGUGCACUGACGCACGCGACAACAUGGGAAACCCCGAUGCUGUGUUUACAAACCGUGGGUCUGUGGCGUAGUACGGGAGUGUAAGUGGGUAAAGGCGAGACUCGUGGAAUACCCAGAGCCCACUCAGAGUCCGGGUGAAUUACACACGUGUCACUGCAACUGAGCCGUGGGAACUGUAUCACAUGACUUCUCAAAACAGGUACUUCCCCUCCGUCUGUUUGGUAGGGGACGUGUCUCUUCGGUAUUUUGUGACACGGGAGAAAAUGGAUUCGUGGAAACUUGUGAUCGGUGUUCUCCGUGAAGAUGUCCUGAACAACCUGGGAAAGAUGUUGGACAACUCCUCCCGUGGAUGGAGACAACUGGCUUCUGUGUUGUCCCAAGAGCCGAUGUUCCGCUACAGUGAGAAUGAGUUGACCAGCUGCUCGCUCCAGGUACUGAAUGCCGCUGGCAGCCCAGGACGCUCCCUCCUGGCUCGUCUGGCUGAACGCUCCUGCUCCCUGGAGUUCCUGCUCUGCUGCCUGAGAAAGAUGGACCACCAGGAGGCUGUGCAGUACCUCACCUACAAAGUGAAAGAGCUGAUCCAGAUCACAGUGCAGCCACAGUCCCAGCAGGCCUCAGUGGGGAGCAGAGUGACUUUGACCUGCAGGGCAUCUGGUCCUCCUGGACUCAGCUACCAGUGGUUCAGAGGCAAAGAGGAGAUAUUGGAUGGGAGUGGGAGUACACCAGAGCUGGUUCUGUGUCCUUUGAACCCUGGUCACCAGGGUCACUACAUCUGUAGGGUCAACCACGGAGAAAACUGCAUGUUCUCCCAGUGGGCUCAUGUUCGCUUGGUGCAGUCAGCAGGGGCUAGUCCAGGCUGCAGUAGUAGCCUGUUUCCAGGAUCGGUGAGUGGGCUGUGUAUCACCCGUCAGCCUCAGUCCCAAGCAGUGUCUGAGGGUGACACUCUAAUCCUGGACUGCAGUGCAACAGCCAACCCCCCUGCUCAGUAUGAGUGGUACCACAACACAGUGCUCAUGCCACAACAUAAGACCCGCUGUCUUAAGAUCCCUUGUGUGACAACAGCACACAGAGGAGAGUACAAAUGCAAGGUGUUCAACUUAUAUCAUGAUGCGUGGACUAAUGCUGCUGUAGUCACCAUUGGCCCCAGUUCCAUUACUGAUGAUUCUUUGGUAGAAGUUGACACUCGUGGCCCAGUUUUCCCCGGUUCACAAGAAGUCAACAGGUCAACCAGUGGAGCAGGAAUUUAUCCUGCAGAGCAAAUGGCCACAAUGCCCCCGUCUGCUAAGAAUCUACAUGCCACCGACAAAGUAGCUCUCCUGAUUGGAAACAUGAACUACAUGUACCAUACUCCUCUGUGUGCACCCAUUGCUGAUGUCCAUGAGUUAGCAAACCUCCUCAGACAAAUGGACUUCAAGGUGGUUUCGCUGCUUGACCUCAACUGGCAGGAGAUGAACAGCGCUGUUACAGAGUUCCUCCUGCUGCUUGACAAAGGAGUCUAUGGUCUGCUAUACUUUGCUGGACAUGGCUAUGAGAACUAUGGAAACAGUUUCAUGGUCCCUAUUGAUGCACCAGCGUCGUACACAUCGGACCACUGUGUAUGUGUACAGAACAUACUUACCCAAAUGCAGAAGAAACAGACUGGACUGAAUGUAUUUCUGCUUGACAUGUGCCGCAAAAGAAAUCCAUAUGAUGAUGUCAUUGUGCAACCGGGACUGUUGAAAGUGACGGCUAAUAUCGUAUUUGGAUACGCCACAUGUGCUGAUGCAGAAGCUUAUGAAGUGAAGAAAGAGGAUGUGUCCAACGGCAUCUUCAUUAGCUUCCUCAAAAAGCGAGUGUGUGAAGAUGAGAAGGUCACGGUCAUGCUGGAUAAAGUGGCAGAAGACAUGGGUCGUUGUAGGAUAACACAUGGAAGGCAGGCUCUGGAGCUACGAAGUAACCUGUCUGAACGACGAUCCCUCACUGACCAGAUACACAUCACUGACUGUUCUGCAUCCUAUUCAGCUCGCAACCUGCAGUGGGCUGUUUCCCAUGUUCUGCCUAAAAGCCAACGCCUGCAGUUUGAUUGUGGAGUUAUCGUUCAGCUCGGGUUUGCUGCAGAGUUCUCCAACGUUAUGGUCAUCUACACUCGGAUACUUGAGAAACCCCCAGAAAUCGAUUCCUGCUCUGCUCAGCUCACUGACUUCCCACCGGAUGUGGACAUUGAUCUGAAGAAAAGCAAUCAGGAGACUCUGCUUGAAGCAGGCGGUUUAUUUUUGAUUAAAGAACUCUCCUCAUCUGAAGUUCACAGUCUCUACACAAGGAUCCGUAGCCUGCAAAGACUCAGGAGGGAGCUCACCUUCACUGUGUGUCUACAUUACACCUACUCCAACAUAGAUGAGGAAGUACAGGAAAGGCAGUCCAUAACAGUGGGCAAACCCCUCGUCUCCAAACUCAACCUCCAUGAGCCACGGUCCUCUCACUCCUCUUCUGCUUCAUUGGCCUCCAGUCUCAACACCUUAAACUCUGGUGAUUCAGCCUCAAAUACAUGGUCAUCUUAUCCACAAACUGACAGGGGGAGUCUGACUUCAUCCAGGUCUGCCAACGUACCAGAAGAGACUGAGAGUCCUCUGUCAUACGAUGUCCCACAGCCUCUUGUCACCAGCAAGAGCUUGCCUCACAGCCAGGUGGAUGACACAAACUUCAAAUUUAGUGACAUGUACAAUUUCCAUUCUCUGUAAGGACUAAUAAACUUAGAUGUGAACGUCACAUGGGUAAUUCAGCUGUACAAAUGGAAAUGUGAAAGAUGUAAGGAGGGUCAUAAGAUAUACGAAUACAUUUUUUUUUUUUUUCUAAGCUCAUUAUUUAUGUACUGCCAUUCAAGUUGUAUAUGUGUGGAAGUCCAUUUCUUCCACUGUGUUAAUAAAAGAUAAUGUAAA
Molecule: messenger RNA, 2959 nt
Organism: Sphaeramia orbicularis (orbiculate cardinalfish)
Lineage: Eukaryota; Metazoa; Chordata; Actinopteri; Kurtiformes; Apogonidae
Gene: malt2
Product: MALT paracaspase 2
Exons: 16
Coding region: 227-2761 (844 amino acids)
Biological process (GO): proteolysis
Molecular function (GO): cysteine-type endopeptidase activity
Source: RefSeq, a predicted model, not a curated record